Molecule: messenger RNA, 903 nt
Organism: Chinchilla lanigera (long-tailed chinchilla)
Lineage: Eukaryota; Metazoa; Chordata; Mammalia; Rodentia; Chinchillidae
Product: putative vomeronasal receptor-like protein 4
Exons: 1
Coding region: 1-903 (300 amino acids)
Biological process (GO): G protein-coupled receptor signaling pathway
Cellular component (GO): membrane
Molecular function (GO): pheromone receptor activity
Source: RefSeq, a predicted model, not a curated record
AUGAGUUGGAGUAACCUCAUCCAGAGAAUAAUUUUCCUCUCUCUUAGUGGACUUGGAAGUAUUGGAAACAUCCUUAUAUUCAUAAAACAUAUACAUGUUUUUGUUAUGAUUACUGAGAAAAGACCCAUAGACUCUAUCCUCAUCCACUUGGCCUUUUCAAACACAAUCAUUAUAUGUAGCACAGGGAUCAGAGGUACAACCACAAUUUUUUAUUUUAGAAACUUCCUAGGUAGUGUUGGAUGUAAAAUUGUGAUUUAUUUUGAAAGGGUGGCUCGUGGUCUUUCCAUCUGUACCACCUGUCUCCUCAGUGUGGUCCAGGUGGUCACUAUCAGUCCCAGGACCAUCCUGUGGAGAAAGUUCAAACCACAGACUACAGGGCAAGUUCUUCUAUGUCUCCUCCUAUUUUGGAUCUUUAAUUUCCUAAUAAGUUCUAACUUGCUCCACUACAUCACAGCAGUCAGAAGCAUGAAUCAAUCUGGGAUUAGAAUAUAUAUUGGCCAUUGUUAUAUGCUACCAUCUAGGCAAAUAGUUAGAUGGAUUUUCCUCUCUUUCAUGGCUGUUCGGGAUCUCAUCUUCCAGAGUCUCAUGGGCUGGAGCAGUGGGUACAUGGCUAUCCGUCUGUACAAACAUCACAAGCGUGUUCUCUACCUGUAUAGCUCUAGGUUUGCAAACAAUUCCAGCCCUGAAAUCAGAGCUACUCAAAGAAUUCUCAUUCUCAUGAUCUGCUUCCUUUACUUUUACUGGGCUGACUUCAUUUUCUCCUUCUACAUGGGAUCUAUCUUGCCAGAUGGUUCCACAACAUUAAAUAUUAAAAUAUUUUUAGUACUUGGUUAUGCAGGUGUCAGCCCCUUUGUCCUGAUGAGCAGGGCUGUCCAUGUUGCUAAAUACAGGAAUGCACACUGA